AUGAGGUCUGAAUUGAAAAGCGGCAAAACGAGCCAAAAAGUUACCGAGUUACCAGUGAACUGUCCGGACUUGAAUCGCACUGUAAGAACCGAUCCACAUCAAGCGACUUACAAUUUUACGCCAGAUUUUGGAGCAGACAAUGUCACCAAAUCUGCCCUUGGUUACCGAUAUCACGGAGAUGCUGUGUCGGUUAAUAUAACUCUAGGAGGAUUCCCUGUUGGAGAGAGUGUAUCCAUAGGAACACAUGAAGUGGUAGCAAUAAUAUUUGAUGAUGAAUUGGAAAAGAAAUGUACAGGAAUAUAUAUCGUUGAAGAUGAUCAACCACCCAAUGUAACGUGUUCCAAUCAAACCAUUCUGCUUGGCAACGUUGUAUCCAAUUAUGAUGUGACCGUUUCUGAUAACGUUGAUGAGCCAUCGUCUCUUCUGAUAAAUUAUGCUCCAAAGAGACCUGGUCAAAGGUUGGAUCUCGGCAUCAAUGAAAUAUCAGUGAAUGUUACAGACUUAUCAGGGAAUAUCAAUAACGCAAUCUGCUAUAUCGAUAUACAAAUGACCGAAUUGCCGGUCGAUGUUAUAGAUGCAAUAGCUGUUUCUACGGGAGGCACAUCCUUUCUUUCUUUUAAUUACCGCUUGAACGAAGACCUAACUGUCCACAAUUUCUCAUUCUAUGGUGAUGGAAUAGAUGAAUCAAUAUUUGUAAAUGGAGAAGGGCCACAAUUAGGAGUUUUAUCAAGUGAAGUCAACAACAUCGUGAUAAAUGCAACAGAUGGAGUGCUGUCCAAGACAUUUCAGUUUGUACUAACUGUUGAACGCAAUCAAACAGUAAGUCGGAUCCUCUCUGGAAACGUUACUUUGGCAAGGAUUGGUGAUAUUGUGGCUGAUUUUACUGACGAUCUAAUGGAUAAUUCGUCCACAAGCUAUAUUGACACCGCAAAGGAAAUUCAAGCACAGCUCGAUAUGAUAUUCAGAAACACAUCAGGUUUCAUCGCUUCAAGAGUCAUAUUAUUUAGGCCUGGAAGUGUUAUUGCCACGUUCGUACUUAUUUACGAUUCAUCAUCGAGUGUGACUGCUGAGGAGGCUACUGACAUAUUUAGAAAAGCAAUAACGUCAAAUGAUGAGGUCAAUCCCGGUUCAGGACUCUACCUUUCUUCAAGUACAAGCUUCUUCAUUUCUUUUCCAUGUGGACGCCUCAUCUGUGAAAACGAUGGAAUAUGUACAAUAACAAAUGAUGGAUCGGAGCCAAUGUGCAGAUGCACGGAUGAUUGGACGGGGGAUCGUUGUGAAAUACCAAAUGCACAGCCAAACCGUGUUGGGAUAAUCGUCGGAGCAACAGCAAGUGCACUUUUCUUGAUCAUUGUGACUAUCUCCUUGGUUAUGAUUGCUGUGAGAAAUAGAAUGAUUAGGAUGUACCAGAGUAGCCAGGAUCCGUCCGAAUUUGCACCAACAUAUUUUACGUCUCACAGAGACUACAGUGAUGAAUCACGAGGAAAACCCAUUGUACGUCACAGUAAACAAGAAGAAACUAAGGACUAUCCAUAUUGGAAUUAUGCAAUGGAUAAGGACUUAGUUCUGUUCAAUAAAUACAAGAGCAGACAGCAAAGGAGACCCAGUCAUAAUUUUCGGACAAGGCCGUAUUCCACUCGACGUUCGCCGAACCACGAGCCAAUGCAUAAUGGAAGUCGACCGACAAAGAAUGGAAUCCCGCUCCGAGAUACAUAUUAUGUCGGACAUCUUUAGUCCGACCUGGGCUCCACCAAUCUUGAACUGAAAUGGUAAACAAGAAAUUUAAAGCAUAUAAAUUUUGUUGUCAACGAGUUGUAUGGCAUCUUUCUAUUAACCCGAUAUAUAUAUAUAUAUAUAUAU
Lytechinus variegatus (green sea urchin) is the source of this 1860-nucleotide messenger RNA. RefSeq lists its product as uncharacterized. The record is from RefSeq and is a predicted model, not a curated record. Lineage: Eukaryota; Metazoa; Echinodermata; Echinoidea; Temnopleuroida; Toxopneustidae. The transcript has 11 exons. The coding region runs from base 1 to 1734 and encodes 577 amino acids.